CCGUUAACUAACACAACACAAUGCUUGCCACAACAAAACCGGUAUCAAAUCCUCCCACUCCACCUCUAUUUUCAUCGGAUUCCAAACAUUCCCAAAUCAUCUCCAUCAACCGCCGCAAUCUUCUAGCUUCCCUCUCCUUAACUCUCGCUCCAUUUCUCACACUUGAUGAAUUCAAGAACCACUCACAAUAUGCACACGCCCGUGGCCUCUUCCAAAUGCCCCCUGUUCGCCUCGUAAACAGGUACUAUUUGGUGAGAGCAGGGGAGUCUCAGUAUGAGGGUUUGGGCAUAAUCAACACGAAUCCGGUUGCGAAAACAUCGGUGGAUAAUGGGCUGUCUGAGAAAGGGAUCAAGCAGACAGUGAGGGCUGCACUGGAGUUGAAAUCAAUAGGGGCAUGUGAAAGCAAUUGCUGGAUUUGGCCUUCUAUUACUCAGAGGGCUUAUCAGGCUGCUGAGAUUAUUGCUUCUAUUAAUGGCAUUUCUAGAAGUUAUAUAGUACCCGAAUACAGCUUCUUGGAUGCUCGUGGAUUGGGCGCGUACGAAGGGAAAAAACUAGAUUCAGUUUCAGAGGUAUAUGCCUCGGAUAGCCUCUCCCCGAACAUUAAGCCACCACCAGUAAGCGAUGGAACACCAAACGAGAGCGUUCAGGAUGUGUUUGUUCGCGUGACACAGCUCAUGUCGAUUCUUGAGACUCAAUACUCUGGAAACACGGUGGUUAUAGUCUCCCCGGAUUCAGACAACUUGUCGGUGCUGCAAGCCGGGAUGGUUGGCCUUGAACUACGAAGGCAUAUGGAUCUUGCUUUUGGUCCAGGUGAAGUGAGGCUUGUUGAUGCAAGCAGCAUACCAGCCUACAAACAGCCUGCAUCUGCAGUUUACAAGUGCUUCAAUCCUCCUAACUGCACUUGAGAGUUGCUCGAAUUCGUGUUGUUAUUGUAGAUACUACUUCUGAUGAAAUAUGAGUUCUGGCUUUUUAUA
Messenger RNA from Salvia splendens (bonfire salvia), 974 nucleotides. RefSeq lists its product as uncharacterized. The record is from RefSeq and is a predicted model, not a curated record. NCBI's taxonomy places the organism in Eukaryota, Viridiplantae, Streptophyta, Magnoliopsida, Lamiales, Lamiaceae. The transcript has 4 exons. The coding region runs from base 21 to 905 and encodes 294 amino acids.